Messenger RNA from Aspergillus ibericus CBS 121593, 2877 nucleotides. Its product is annotated as ATP-dependent DNA helicase-like protein. Bases 1 to 2877 code for a protein of 958 amino acids. The record is from RefSeq and is a predicted model, not a curated record. Gene Ontology annotation, biological process: establishment of sister chromatid cohesion; nucleobase-containing compound metabolic process; translation. The transcript has 9 exons. Gene Ontology annotation, cellular component: large ribosomal subunit; ribosome; nucleus. NCBI's taxonomy places the organism in Eukaryota, Fungi, Ascomycota, Eurotiomycetes, Eurotiales, Aspergillaceae. Gene Ontology annotation, molecular function: structural constituent of ribosome; DNA binding; ATP binding.
AUGGAGCUUCAGGAAAAGGAUUUUCACCAUCCUUAUUCGCCUUAUGACAUCCAAAUCCAGUUGAUGCGGGCGCUCUACACCUGUAUCGAGCAGGGAAAGGUCGCGAUUUUCGAAUCGCCUACUGGUGAUGACGAUGAACCUGAAUGGAUGUUAGACUUCACUAAACGUGAGUCGAGCCGUGUUAUGACGGCGAAGAGGAAAGAGUUCGAAGAAAGACUGGAAAGGACGAAGAAAGAAGAAGAAAAGCAAAGAAUCGCACUCAAGAAUGCCGGAGGGCCUCGGAAAAAGCAGAGGUUCAGUACACCAUCGACUAGUUCUCAUGAGCUAAACGAAGAUCACUUUGCACUCGACGAAUACGACAGCGAAAACGAAGAGCUUAACACGUCCCGGGAGGGACUGGGCCAUUCUAGUGGACUCUCUUCUAGCACGCUAGAGUUAUUAGAAAGGUUUAAAGGGCAGUUCUCGGGCUCUAAGCCAGGAAGUGAAGAUGACGAAAAUGACGAAGUCAAGAUCUUCUAUUGCUCGAGGACGCACUCCCAGUUGACCCAGUUUGCCAGUGAACUGAGGCGUGUCACAAUGCCAUCAAGUGUACCCAAGGAAUUGAGUGCUGGCUUAACUGGGGAUGAAGAGCUCGAGGAGCGUCUGAAGCAUGUCACUCUCGGUUCUCGAAAGAACCUGUGCAUCAACCCAGAUGUUAGUUCGCUGGCAAAUGCAACCGCGAUCAAUGAACGUUGCUUGGAUCUUCAGCAACCCGGUGUGGCUCCUCAGCAUAAGUGUCCAUUUCUGCCAUCGAAAGAAGACGAGCAACAAGUUCUUCGGUUCCGAGAUCACGCAUUGGCCACAGUGAAAGACAUCGAAGACCUAGGGAAUCUUGGCAAAAAGAUCGGGAUAUGUCCGUAUUAUGCAUCCCGCUCGGUUGUCAAGCAUAGCGAGGCCCUUAAUAUAUCCGUUAAGGACCAUGUCAUAAUCAUCGAUGAAGCUCACAAUCUGAUAGAUGCAAUAUCCAACAUUCACUCUGUGACGGUGACGCUUGUGCAGCUUCAGACCGCUCUCUCCCAGUUGACCAUCUAUGCUCGCAAAUUUAAAACUCGCCUGAAAGGGAAGAACCGAAGCUAUGUUGCCCAGAUUAUCCGGCUCAUUGGUUCGAUCACCGCUCAUCUUCGGUCGAUCCUCGAAAGCGAAAAGGCACCUGAAGGCCCUGUUAUGCCUUCUGAUCUUAUGUCCGGAAAGGGUGUCGAUCAGAUCAAUCCCUAUAAAUUGAGUCGAUAUCUACAGGAAAGUAAGUUGGCGAGGAAGGUUGAUGGAUACGUCGAGUUUUCCAAGGACAAGUCAGACAGGCAGGCGACUGGAAACCCCACAGUACCUGUAUUGUUUCACAUACAGGGUUUCCUCCUAUCAUUAAUGAACCCUUCGGCCGAAGGACGGCUGUUCUACAUGAAGGAUCAGGGCGAUAUUCAAUUGAAGUAUAUGCUUCUGGACCCUACCAAUCAAUUCCGUGAAAUUGUCGAAGACGCAAGGGCCGUCAUACUAGCAGGUGGUACCAUGUCACCUAUGACUGACUAUAUGAACCAUCUUUUCUCCUAUGUCCCAGCCAACCGGUUAGACACCUUCAGCUACGGCCAUGUCAUCCCAUCCGGUAACCUUAUUGCUCACGCACUAGUACGAGGAGUUCAGGGUUCGGAGUUUGACUUCACCUAUGACACCCGUGAUUCCGAGAAAAUGAUCCUUGACCUUGGACGGACAAUAGCUACGCUCUGUCAUGUCAUACCGGACGGCGUGGUUGCCUUCUUCCCUAGUUACGAAUAUCUGGGACGAGUCUUGAGUAUCUGGAAUAAGCCAAUACUAGGCGAGCAAGGACAAACUGUAUAUGACCUGAUUGCAGGGAAAAAGUCCAUCCUAUCCGAGUCCCGAGACAUGACAGUCACGACCGAGGAGCUGCUCCAAACGUAUGCGAGCACCAUCGAUGCAGGCAGAGGUGCGCUCCUCUUGUCCGUUGUGGGCGGCAAGCUGUCAGAGGGAAUUAAUUUCUCCGACAAGCUUGGACGGGGCGUGUUGAUUGUUGGGUUGCCAUUUCCAAAUAUCCGGAGUGCGGUCUGGCAGGCUAAAAUACAAUACAUCGAACAGAAAACACAGCAGCAAGCUACCGGCACUGAGGCAAGCCGGCAGUCAGCCGCAAGAGCGGCAGGGAGGGACUACUAUGAGAACUCCUGCAUGCGCGCGGUAAACCAGUGUAUUGGGCGAGCUAUCCGGCAUCGGAAUGACUAUGCAGCGAUUGUUCUGAUCGAUAGACGUUAUGAAAAGCCGGGUGUGCAAGCCAAGCUACCGGCCUGGAUCAAACAAAGUAUGGUAAAGAGCUCGGUUCAACGGCCUGCAGGUGCUACUGUUCAUAGUCUGGCCAAGUUCUUUGCGAGCAACACCGUCGACAAGAUGCCUACCCGUUUCUCGAAGACCAGAAAGGCCCGCGGUCAUGUCUCGGCCGGUUACGGUCGUAUUGGCAAGCACCGUAAGCAUCCCGGUGGUCGUGGUAUGGCCGGUGGUCAGCACCACCACCGGACCAACCUUGACAAGUACCACCCCGGUUACUUCGGUAAGGUCGGAAUGAGAUACUUCCACAAGACCCAGCAGCAGUUCUGGAAGCCCACCAUCAACCUUGACAAGCUGUGGUCUCUCGUCCCCGCCGAGAAGCGUGAUGCCUACCUGAGCGGCCAGAAGACCGACACCGCCCCCGUCAUCGACCUCCUUCCCCUCGGUUACUCCAAGGUUCUCGGCAAGGGCCGUCUCCCCGAGGUCCCCAUCGUCGUCCGUGCUCGCUACUUCAGCCGGGAUGCUGAGGAGAAGAUCAAGGCUGCCGGUGGUGUUGUUGAGCUCGUUGCUUAA